GCCUCGUGUUACCUUCGGCUGGCUUGGCGGCUAGGCCUCGAAAAGUUGAACAUUUGAACUACUAUUACUUGUGGAUUUCGCCUACUUUUAUUGCCAGCUUUUUCGAAGCAUUUCAAAAGGUGGCCGAUUCAGCGUACAGUAGUAACUGUGGCCUUCGGGAGUUGGGCAGUUCCAUGACACGUUUCUGUCUGCGAGAACGUGGACUGGAAUCCAGGCUACGGACAUUCAACAGUCAGCUGCUUGAAUGCCUAGCAGCACCUCUCACCGAUCGAUUGGAAGAAUGGCGCCGAACUGUGAUACAGCUGGACCGCGAGAAUAACAAAGAGUGGCGACGGGCUCGAAACGAACUCCAGCGAGUCACCUGUGAAUUUGAUAAACUGAAUAAACGGUUCCGUCGGAAGGGCAGUGUCUCUGCGCAUCCGGAUUCCAGUGACCGCAGCUCCGCAACGACCGAUAUGAUGCUUCCAAAUACGACAAGCACUGGUGACAAUGUUCAGUUGAACUUUAUCAAACAUGAUUUGGAGUUGAAACAACGCACACUGGCCGAACUGGAACGCGUCAAUCUACGACGAGCUGUGGUUGAAGAACGCCGUCGUUUUGCCGAACUCAUCACGUGCUUGAAGCCAGUCCUAGACUCUCACGCUGCCAUUUUCAGUGAUGCCGAGUCGAUUGAAGAGUGCAUUUCAGCCAUCGGAAACCACGCGUUCGACCCUAACGACUUACCCUCAGACACAGAACAUGCUAUUGACGAAGCUGUUGCCCAUGUCUCUUCACAGAUCGAUGCAGGCGACCGCAAGCUUUCCAACGUACGCACCGCGAUGCGGUUCGGUAAACCCCCUUCAGGUUUGGAAUUUCAACGUGCCAAUCUUCUAUCCGGUCACUCGUCUCAGCUGAGCCUUCAGUCCGCUCUGUCCACCCACUCGACCGGCACUUCCUGGAAUGCGAUUGCCAACGCUGCUGCGGCUAUUUCCCUGGCCGGUAAUCGCAUGACGUCUCCUCACAACGGGUCCAUAGAUAUGUCAGAUCAAGCCAAGUUUUGUCCUCAAUCACCAAGUAACACGUCCAACUCCCUGUCUGGCACCCAUCACGCAGGAGACUCGGCCAGUUUGUUUGAACAUGUGGACUGUGCCUCUGCUGAACCAGCAUCCCCCAACACUGCCGCUUCCAGUAUUCCUCCUUUGGAGCUUGAGAGCACCUUUGUACCACUGAAUGACUCUCCAAAGCACAACAAACCCAAUUCUUUCCUCGUUGCGUCAGAGGAUGACGAUGGAGAAGGUGCCACCACGGAGGAUACGGAGGAUGGGGAGACCGAGGAUGAAGAACGUUUAAAUGCUUCUGAUUCCGCCACACAUGAAGCGCCCCAACCGUCAUCCACGGCCAACACACAGCCGCCCGUCCAAUCCGAAAGCGGCCACGUUUCGUCCGCGGCUGACAUGAUACAAGUAGAUGGAUUCAUCAGCACUCCGAUCAUUUCGGGCACGUCGACGUUCAAGCGAAGACAAUCGGAGUACGGUAGACGGAAUCCAGCCGCCCCGCUAUCCAACGGACUGCCAGUUACUGCCACAAACGGCUGUACUGGUAAUCCUAGUGGCUAUCGUCCGCUUGCCUACAAUUCCGUCACUCCAGGAUUGGUGCGUCGUGGAAGUCAGUUGUGUGUGGACGGUUCUGAUGGUGGCUCACGCAGUCAAACUAGACCUGCCAAUCCUCCCAGGCGUUCAAGCAGCGUCAGUCGAGAACUAACGCACUUACGUAAUCCUCCGGCUGGUGCAGUAAUGGAUCCGUACGCUGCCUCAUACCACUACAACGCAUCACAUCCUAGCACCUUAUCCAGCGAUGGGCUCAUCGAUCCCGGAAUCCAACGAGUUUCAAGCUCUCUCUUCACUCAUUCAACUGGUGGUCAUCAACAACAACACCAACAACGUCAGCAGCAUGCUCACCUAGUCAAUCAUAAUAACAACGCCCUAGAUGCCACAAACUGGUCGGGAAACAACUCGAACCGCUUCUCAUCACGUCCCAAUCUCGUCCAAAUCCCUCCAGCCGUCGGAGCUCAUCUCUCUCAGUAUGGUUCGGUCUCGGCUGCCGCAUCUUCCUCCCCUAACAAUCAGUAUGUGACCAACGGACUGUUCAGUCGACCAACAUGCUCCAACAUGCCUGCCUUAAGUCCUCCUCCAUUAGCCACUGUUCCUGCUCCGACACAGUCUAAAACCAACCAGCUCAUGUUUGGUGUCAAGGUAUUGCCAAACCAAGCACCUCCAAUGGGAUUGGCAGCUAGUUCCCAGUAUGCUCGACUACCUCAGCAACACCGCUCGAUGAUGCGGCAAGCAAGUUGUGCACCAGAGAGUUUGGUCCCUACUGAACGUGAAGCGCCUUCGAUGGGAUCACCUGUCCCCGUUCGUGCUGCUUCGAAUAUGGCGCUGCACCGCGGUGUCAGUUCACAACAGCCCUCCAGAACUACGGCGAAUAAUAGCAGUAAUACGCCAAUGUCUUCAAAAGAAGAAACAGUAACUAGUUUCAUUGACUGA
Molecule: messenger RNA, 2522 nt
Organism: Opisthorchis viverrini
Lineage: Eukaryota; Metazoa; Platyhelminthes; Trematoda; Opisthorchiida; Opisthorchiidae
Exons: 9
Biological process (GO): cell projection assembly; plasma membrane organization
Cellular component (GO): cytoplasmic side of plasma membrane; actin cytoskeleton
Molecular function (GO): phospholipid binding; actin binding
Source: RefSeq, a predicted model, not a curated record